AUGAGCCCUAUCGCAACCAGCACCAGCUCAAGCUCAAGCUCAAAUUCGAGCUCAAAUACUACCCCUAAUGGUAAUGGCAGCUCUAAUACAUCUGUAGCUACAGACUCAACAGAAGUCGUCAAGCCAGUGAUUGCUAUCAUCGGAGCUGGCGUGUCAGGGCUCAAGGCCGCCCAGGUGCUGCUGGACAAGGGCUACGAGGUCGUGAUAUACGAGGCCCGGGACAGGGCCGGUGGCAGGACAUGUACAAGUGAUCGUCUGGGAAAGGAGGUCGACCUAGGGCCAAACUGGAUCCACGGCACCUCAAACAACCCCAUAGUCCCGCUGUCGCAGAUCUCGCAGUCGCAGCUGCACCAGUACUCGGACAUCUGCCCCAUCUUCACGCCCGACGGCGACGUCAUGGACCAGGCCGAGGCCGACGAGCUGCAGGACCUGCUGUGGCGCGUGAUUGAGCGCGCCGUCGAGUACUCCAAGGGCUGCUACACCGCCAUCCCCGCGGACAAGUCGUUCUACGACUACUGCGUCGAGAAGGCGGAGGAGCUAUUUGGGUCGAGCCCCGACACGGUCACGGUCGGUGACCGGGAGCAGCAGGAGAGUGCGGCGGGGAUGGUGGAUGGCGGCGGAAAGGGAGGGGUGAGGAGGGGUGCCAUGAGCAUUGUGAAGAGGCAGAGUCUGAAGUUUUUCUUCUUGGAGGAGCCUUUGGAAGGACCAAAUCUCUUUGUUGCGAGCACUUAUAAGCUCAUGAUUCAGACUUUGUUGAGACCGGUAUUGGGCGCCAAUAUCCUCAAGCUCGACACGCCCAUUGACGAAAUCACAACCGUCACCGAGGACGGCCGGAAACGGGUGUUCCUCAGCAGUCUUCGAAAGCCGCAGGAGAACCGUCUGGUGGACGGAGUGAUCGUUACUACACCUCUAGGCUGCCUAAAGCGUGACAUGAUCAAAUUCCAGCCACCUCUUCCCCAGCGGAUAAAAGACAGCAUCAGCUCCCUGAGCUACGGCAACCUCGAAAAGGUAUACAUCAAGUUCCCGCGCGCCUUCUGGGGCUCCGACGGCCCCGACUUCUUCACCUUCCUCGCGCCCACCUACGCCCCCACCACCAACCCAGGCCACUGGCACAUGUGCUGCUUCUCGCUCGCCCACCUCCCGGGCGACUGCGCACAGCCCACCCUCCUCUUCUACGUCUUCGGCCCCAUCUCCGCCCACCUCACCGGCACCCUCCCCCCCGCCACCACCCCCGAAGGCCGCACCCAAUACCUCUCCUUCUUCGCCCCCUACUUCUCCAAGCUCCCCAACUACUCCCCCACCUCCCCAGACUGCACCCCCACCGACCUCGUCGCAACAGAGUGGUCCCGCGACCGCUGGGCCGGCUACGGCUCAUACUCAAACUUCCAGGUCGGCCUCACCGCCGGCGGCGACGACAUCGAGGCGCUGCGCGACGGCGUGCCCGAGCAGCGCCUCUGGUUUGGCGGCGAACACACCGCGCCGAUACUCGGCCUUGGCAGCGUUAGCGGCGCGUACUGGUCCGGCGAGGACGCGGCGGAGAAGGUGGGGGCUGCGUUUGUUGCGCCGGGCGCGGCGGCGGCGGCGGUGGCGGUGAGGGGAGAUGAUGAUGCGAGGAAUGGGUGUAGGAGUGGUGUGCAGAAGAGUGGGAGGACAAAUUGGUAUGGGAAGACGGUGCAUGAUGGGCCUGCUGCUGCUGCUGCGGCGGCGGCGGCGGCGGCGGGGCAGUUGGCGGCUUAG
Molecule: messenger RNA, 1737 nt
Organism: Morchella importuna
Lineage: Eukaryota; Fungi; Ascomycota; Pezizomycetes; Pezizales; Morchellaceae
Exons: 5
Coding region: 1-1737 (578 amino acids)
Molecular function (GO): oxidoreductase activity
Source: RefSeq, a predicted model, not a curated record